This is a messenger RNA of Micropterus dolomieu (smallmouth bass), 3007 nucleotides long. RefSeq names its product GRB2-associated-binding protein 1-like. Bases 514 to 2022 code for a protein of 502 amino acids. NCBI's taxonomy places the organism in Eukaryota, Metazoa, Chordata, Actinopteri, Centrarchiformes, Centrarchidae. The record is from RefSeq and is a predicted model, not a curated record. The transcript is spliced from 10 exons.
GGAUAGAGGAGCAGCUCUUUCACAUGAGGAUCGAAAUUGCUGGAGACAUGGAUCAAUCAACCAACAGACCUGUUGAUCGAUUACAGCACAAGCUCUCCUCAAAGACUGUUAUGUUGACUGGAGGCCUUCUCAACUGAUUUAAUUUCCUGUCAAGCAACUGGAAGUCUGGUCUACUGAUUUAAAGAUCAUCAGAUUGGUUGGAGAAUGGGAAGCCUUGGUGAUUGAUUUGAAACCAAAUCUCAAGUCUGAUUAGAAGCCUGAUUGUGGGAUUGGAAGUCUAACUGGCCAGUUUUACCCUUGAUUGGAAGCCUGACUGAAAGCUCUUACUGAUUUGAUACCAAACUGACUCAUUUGACACUUGAUUGGUUGAGUUGGAUUGAAUGCCGGGAAUCCUAAUUUACUUAUUGGAAGUCUCUCAGCUUUGACACCUGAUUGGAAGCCCGAUCGACUAAUUGGAAGCCCAGUUCAUUGACUGGAAGCUGUGUUAGCUGAGAACGUUUUAUUGGCAUUAGGAUGAGUGGAGCAGGGGAGGUGGUGUGUGAGGGCUGGCUGCGAAAAUCACCACCAGAGAAAAAGCUACGCCGUUAUGUAGCUAGUAGGCACAUGUUUGUUAACUGCAAGGCUAGCUGUUACGCCUUUUCAAGUUUUAUACUCUGUGUUUCAGGUUAUGAGUCUCUUUACAUCCCUCAGUCACUGUCUGACAGAGCGAGCAUGUUUGAGUUCAGCGAGAGCUUCAGCAGUUACUUCUUUAAUAAAGGCAUGGUACCUCUGGGUAGCGUUUGCUCUGAAGAUGAUGAUGUGGACGAACACUACGUUCUCAUGAGCGCUGCCACCACUGAGCCUCCUGUUGCACCAAGGGUGCCUCCACCUCCUUCCUCUGACCCCUCUGUCCAGCUCCAGGAUGCCAACUACGUCCCAAUGACCCCCCUAACUCCCUCCCUUCCUAUUCAUCCCACGCCUGCCACAGGUGACCUGGCAUCCCUGGGGAGGCAAGUCCCCCCACCCGCCCACAUGGGUUUUCGUAACUCCCCCCUGACCCCCGUCACUCCACUCACCCCGCCUCUCCGGAGGAAUACCAUGAACACUGUCGGUGGAAAGGAGCCAGUCGAAGCCAUGCCCCCUCCGAUCCACCGCAACCUGAAACCACAUCGCAGAGUUAAACCACCUCCUCUAGACAUCAGUCCAGUGCAGCAGCACUGGCAGGAAGUCCCGCCUCCUAUACGCUCGCCUGUCACUCGAACCUUUACACGAGAUCCGUCCAGUCGUCGGACAGUCAGGCCGACCUCUGCCCACAGCUCGUCCCCCUCCUCCGAUUCUGAUGAACCCGAUGACAGCUACGUUGCUAUGACGUCCUCCGGCCUCAGUUUCAGUGCCGGGGAACAGUCUCUGAGGCUUAUGCUGCACAGGGCUUCAGAAGGCGGAGUCAGUAGCCCCUUGCUACGGCGAGCCAGAGGCAACAAACAGGUGGAGUACCUGGACCUGGACCUCCACACUGGGCGAUCGACACCAACAAGACAGAAACGCUGCACUGCAGAAGGCGGAAGCGGCAGCAAUGAGCAGGCUGAAGCAGGUGAGGAGCGAGCACGGGGCCAGCGUACACGUGUGGACUACGUGGUGGUGGACCCCAAAAGGACCAAGGCCCUGAGGAGCACCAGAGAAGCAUGGCAUGAUGGGAGGAUGUCUACGGAGAAGGAGAAAUGCUCUCUGAGGCUUAUGCUGCACAGGGCUUCAGAAGGCGGAGUCAGUAGCCCCUUGCUACGGCGAGCCAGAGGCAACAAACAGGUGGAGUACCUGGACCUGGACCUCCACACUGGGCGAUCGACACCAACAAGACAGAAACGCUGCACUGCAGAAGGCGGAAGCGGCAGCAAUGAGCAGGCUGAAGCAGGUGAGGAGCGAGCACGGGGCCAGCGUACACGUGUGGACUACGUGGUGGUGGACCCCAAAAGGACCAAGGCCCUGAGGAGCACCAGAGAAGCAUGGCAUGAUGGGAGGAUGUCUACGGAGAAGGAGAAAUGCUAGAAAUGCACACAGACAUAAUGUUUGAAGAAGCAUUUUAACCAGCACUGAGGUCAAGGACAAAAACAAGAGUUACUUUGCUUAAAAGUAGGCUACGUUUACUCCCAGAGAAAAGUAGUUACACCUUAAUUUCUUUAAAUCCUAAAAUGUUCAGUCUCAACUUACUUACUAGAGGUAAUCUGAUCUUAUUAAGGGUUUAUAAGUUGUAGCUAAUGCUUUAUCAAUGGUAACGAAGCAUUCUUGCAGCUACAUUUAAGCAAAUAAAAGCAAAUAAUUUAGUGAUAACUUGUCUUAUUAAGUGGCAUCAAGGAAUCUGCUACUUUGAAUUGGUGAAUUUUCCACUUUUAAUUUGUCAAUUGAAAAUGUCCAAAAGGUUGUAGCCAACCUGAAAAGGAAUAGUGACUUUCUUAUCUAGCCUUCAAUGGACCUGUCAAUUUAAAACUCAAAUCAUUGUUUGAUACAUGCGGAGACAACAAAAACAGAAAGGCCAGUAGUAACAGGUGAACGGCUGUAUUGAAACUCAAAGUGAACAGUCACAACAGAAAUAGCAACAGAAAGUUCUGUUUUUCACAUUGCUGCUACGAUCUACCAGCAGUCGACAAUUACUACUAAAUAUUAGUCGGUCCAUAUGUUAAUCUCCCCAUCCAUCCAUCCAUCCAUCGUCAACCGCUUAUCCUGCGUACAGGGUCGCGGGGGGCUGGAGUCAAUCCCAGCUGACAUCGGGUGAAAGGCCAGUCCAUCACAGGGCCCGUUAGUCUCCCAAAAUUGUAUUUCCUGCUGAAGUAGUGAAAAAUAUGGUGGACUGUGGGACGAAUCAAGAUGUGCUGAUGAUAUCAGUAUAAUGCGAUCAAUUUUUUAUGUAAUCAUUGAAUGAUUGAGUCAAAUCAAAUCUGUAAUGUUAGUGCUGAUUAAUUUCACUGAUUCUGUGAGGGAGGAAAGAUGUGAUUAUAGUAAUGACGGUCCAGCUGUGAAUAAACACUACACGUCA